CCUUGCCUCACUUUGCCUCUUUACGCGCGGCUCUCUAGUCUCGCCUCUCCGCACAGGUAGCCUAUAUUUAUUUUCGGGGGCAGUCUAAAACAUUAAUCGGAGGACAUUCCCACUGAAAAAGGACACGGGAUGCGCACACACUCGCACGCAGGCUCGCUCCAGAGGUGCAGUAGCCCUGACGUACAGACCGAGGGAGUAAACAUGGCGUCAGACGGAAUGGUGCUCACAAACCACGACCAUCAGACCCGUGUGGGAAUCCUGACAGUGAGUGACAGCUGCUUUAAGAACUUGGCCGAAGACAGAAGUGGAGUGAAUUUGAAGGAUCUGGUCCAUGAUCCCUCUCUGCUCGGGGGAGUCAUAGCCGCCUACAAAAUUGUCCCCGAUGAGAUCGAUGAAAUAAAGGACACUUUGCUGGAGUGGUGCGAUGAACAUGAGCUGAAUCUUAUUCUCACGACUGGAGGAACCGGCUUCGCACCAAAAGAUGUCACUCCCGAGGCGACCAGAGAGGUGAUAGAGAGAGAGGCUCCAGGAAUGGCUCUGGCUAUGUUAAUGGGAUCUCUCAAUGUUACACCUCUGGGCAUGCUAUCCAGGCCUGUGUGUGGCAUUCGUGGUAAAACUCUGAUCAUCAACCUCCCAGGGAGCAAGAAGGGCUCCCAGGAGUGUUUCCAGUUCAUCUUACCCGCUCUGCCCCACGCCAUCGACCUGCUGCGUGAGGCCAACGUCCGGGUGAAGGCCACACACGCAGCCCUGGAGCAGCUGCCCUCGCCCCUGUCCAACACCCACAACAACGCGCACAACAGCACCCACACCAUGGAGAGGGGCACCCAGUGUGAGGAAGAGGAGGAGGAGGAAGAGGAGCGCCGCCGAGGAGGACGCCACGCGCACAAUCACCAUCACCAUCACCACCACCACCAGCACGGCUCCUCCCACAUCACUGCUGCCGCCAUCGCUGCAAAGACCAGUCAUGCUGUGGUUAUGGCUAAGGGCGCCCCCUACCUGCCCGGCACCACACCUGCACCCACUCAUUUUACCUGCUCCUGUAACCACGACGACCAGAUCCCGGAUUCGAUCAUUUCGCGAGGCGUUCAGGUGCUUCCUCGAGAUUCGGCCUCUUUAAGCUCCACCCCCUCUGAGUCUCCACGGGCAACACAGGCCACCUCCCGCCUGUCCACCGCCUCAUGCCCCACCCCCAAGGUUCAGUCUCGAUGUGGCAGCAAUGAGAACAUUCUGAGAGCCAGUAAGUUCAGUCACAGUGCAGUGGACAUCAGUAAAGUAGCGCGUCGUCACCGUAUGUCCCCCUUCCCGUUGACGUCGAUGGACAAAGCGUUUAUCACUGUUCUGGAGAUGACGCCCAUUCUGGGGGUCGAGGUCAUUAACUACAGAGAUGGUUUGGGCCGGGUGCUAGCUCAGGACAUCUAUGCCAAAGACAACCUCCCUCCAUUUCCUGCUUCUGUAAAAGACGGUUAUGCUGUACGAGCUGCGGAUGGCCCUGGAGACCGCUUCAUCAUGGGGGAGUCUCAGGCUGGACAACAGCCCACUCACACCGUGAUGCCGGGUCAGGUGAUGAGGGUGACGACAGGAGCCCCGAUCCCGUGUGGUGCUGACGCUGUGGUCCAGGUGGAGGACACAGAGCUGCUGAGAGAGUCUGAAGAUGGCACUGAGGAGCUGGAGGUGAGGAUUAUGGUCCAGGCUCGACCCGGACAAGACAUCAGGCCCAUUGGUCAUGACAUCCGCAGAGGGGAGUGUGUUCUGGCCAAAGGGACCCACAUGGGCCCCUCUGAGAUCGGGCUCCUAGCCACAGUCGGGGUCACAGAGGUCAAGGUGCACAAGUUCCCUGUGGUGGCUGUCAUGUCCACUGGAAACGAGCUGCUGAAUCCAGAGGACGACCUUCAUCCUGGAAAAAUCCGAGACUCAAACCGCUCAACUCUUUUGGCCACGAUCCAGGAGCACGGAUACCCCACAAUCAACCUGGGCAUCGUGGGAGACAACCCCGAUGACCUGCUCUCAGCUCUCCACGAGGGCAUCAGUCGUGCGGAUGUCAUCAUCACCUCAGGAGGGGUGUCUAUGGGAGAGAAGGAUUAUCUGAAGCAGGUCUUGGACAUUGACCUUCAUGCUCAGAUCCACUUUGGACGUGUCUUUAUGAAGCCAGGUCUUCCUACUACCUUUGCCACUUGCGACAUUGACGGAGCUCGGAAACUCAUCUUUGCUCUGCCAGGAAACCCAGUGUCUGCUGUGGUCACUUGUAAUCUCUUUGUUAUUCCUGCUCUGAGGAAGAUGCAGGGAAUUCUGGAUCCUAGACCUACAAUUAUUAAAGCUAGGCUUUCUUGUGACGUGAAGCUGGACCCCAGACCAGAGUAUCAUCGCUGUAUUCUCACCUGGCACCACCAGGAGCCACUGCCCUGGGCCCAAAGCACAGGUAACCAGGUGUCUAGUCGGCUAAUGUCGAUGCGAAGCGCCAACGGUCUGCUCAUGCUGCCCCCAAAGACGGAGCAGUACGUGGAGCUGCAUAAGGGAGAGGUGGUGGACGUCAUGGUCAUUGGACGGCUAUGAUGCAGAUUUAAAUGUCACUCGCUACCGAUUACCAUGGCAGUGCCAGGACUUCCUGUCUGGACAGGAAACGGGCGGGGACAGGAAGUGAUGCAUGUCUACCUGGUCGCCAUUAGCUGUGAUGUCAUAUGCAACAGCCAAUCGGAGCCAGCGGAGGCUGAAUCCUCUUUGGUCUGCUCUGAGGAGAUCACUGUAUUUCAAUGGAGAAAAUGUGAAAAAAAUAUAAAAUAUGAGAUUUAUUCUGUAAUAUUAUUAUUAUCCUGAUGAAAAUUAUUAUGGUUAUUAAUAUUCUUAAUUAAUAUUCUAUUUAUUAUUAUUAUCAUGGUUCUGAAUAUUCCCAUCUUAGUAGUAACAUUACCUCUUCCUAAUCAUUUGCUUUGUGCGUCCCCCUUUCCCGGUAUAGAUAUAGACAUAUAGACCCUCUUUCCUCUACUCCUGUUAUGUUUCUCUUUCUUCUCCCUUUUACUUGACCUUGAUUUCUGCCUUUGCGUCCUUGUAUCCAGAUAAAAAAGACUGUGGUUCCCCCUCCUCCCUGCACUAUCGCCACAUCCGUCCUGGGACACUCAAACCCUUGACAUUUUUACCGAUAAUCUACUAAAGAAUAAGGACUUUUCUGUAUCGAAGCUGCUGAACGUGUGUGCCACAAGUGAGAAAAUGACUAUUGCCAAAAUACACGGGGGAAACCGCGAGCGAUCACAGUAUGAAGACCUCUCAUGACUCUCCAAGAAGCCAUGGCCUGUCCGUGUUGGUUAGUGGUUUAGCUUUAACACAGUGAGGAGCUAGGAAGUAGGAAAUAGGAGCUAGGAGGUAGGAUGCAUCACAGGUUUACAAUCUUAAAACCUUCCUCAGUAUAUUCGCAGUCUCUCUCUGGUUUAAAACAAGUGUAAUUCUUAACAUGCAAUUUAGUCUGUUCUAAUUAUUGAGUUUGAGUUUUUCCACUGCAAAAAUUAUGAUCUACAUGAGUUAAAAUGACUUGAAAUCAGAAUAUAUUUUUACAUUUUUUUCAGGAAAUUUGCUUUUUUUUUUUUUUUAUUAACUUUUUCCAGAAAGAGAGUAAAACCAUUUCCACUAGCUUGAAUAAAAUCUAUAAUUUCUUACCCCAUAUACUAUUGCUUUGAAGAAGGAAAAAAAAAUCAUAAGAAACCAGUCAGUUGGAAUGUUCCGCAGUAUGGCAUUAACCCUACUGUAUAUAUAUUGCAUUCAUUCUCUUACAGGUUUAUUAAUUGCCAAAAUCUGACCUGUAACUUCGCCACAUGCUUGUCUAGAUACGUUUAAAAUAGAUACAUUUAAUGCCAUACUGUGGAAUAUUCUAAACAAAGCAAAGACAAACCCAUGGAGACAAGCUGGUAUCAGACUCUCCACCAAAAAAGUACAUAUUGCUGCUUUAAUGACAAUCCUUUUCUGUAUAUUGAUUCUAGAAUACAAUAAUUAAGGCAAUAGAAUCAAAUCAAGUCCUUCUAACUCAUGUAUUUAAGUUUGCAUAGUCAGGCUAGUUUUGGUAGCGCAUCCCCCAAACCAUGCAUUAUGGUGGUGUUUCAUUUUUAGGAGUUUAAAGUUUACACGAAAGAAAACAAACAAAAAAAACACCAUUCUCGACCAAUUGAACUUCCUCUCCUGUGAAAUACCACUCAGUACCAUGAAGACUCCAGGAAUCGUGUGGCCUGGUAAUAAAGGGACACUGGUGCUGUCUGAACGCCCGUGCACUGCAAAAAAUAAUGUCUAGAUCAGUUACAAUGAUUUGAAUUCAGAAUAUUGAUUUCAGUAGUUUUUGUAUGUAUUAGUUAGUUAGUGUUUUUGUAGACUUAUUUCAAAAUUUCCAAAUAUUUCUGACUGGUUUCAAUAUUAAUUUGUGUGGGCUGUGUCACUUUUCUGUUGAAAGGUCUGCCACGUGAUUGUUGUCACCAUGGAGAUGCAGUUGCUUUGCCUUGAAUGUUCUACACUAUGGAAAUAAACUUGGUCAUCAUAAUGGAGACAAGUUACUAGUCAGGUCUAUGGAGAAGCAAGUCUGCCCAUAGUAAGAAUUCAUGUUUUUCAAGGUAUUUUUGAGCUAUGAAACACCUGUUACUGAAUACAAGCAAGGGAGAAACGUUCAGUGCCAUAGUGUGGAACAUUCUAUGCAAAGAAAUAACUCCAUGGAGACAAACAAGUAGCCGACACUCCACCUUAAAAGUUACAUAGUGCAUCUUUAAAAUAUAUAUAGUGUAAUUAUCAUAGUUGAAAGUUUGCUUCAAUUAAAACUAAAGCCAGUCAAAUAGUUUAGUCAAGGACAACUAUUAGACUAGUUUUAAUAUAUUUCUCGAUAUUUUUCAUAAUUAUUUGUGUUUUCAAGUUUCUUAGAAUAAAAAAAAUUACAUUUCUUGAUCUUUUCAUUGACAAACAUUUACUGGAAAUAGUCCAAUAGUCAAAAUCAAUUAAUUUAAUCAAAGGCAAAUAAGUUAAUUAAUCACACUUUUUUUUAAAAAAAGAAAAUUCAACUUAACUCUGGCAAACUUUCUUAUGUUAUUGACUGAAAAUCUUGCUGGAAAUAGUACUAAAACCAGUCAGGAAUAUUUUGAAACAAGCAAACUUAUCUAAAACAAGUUAAAACAACUUAAACAAGAUAAAUAUUCUGAACUCAAGUCAUUUGAACUCUUAUAGAUAAUAUUUUACAGUGUAGUACAAGCUGUGAAUAAAGUAAAGUGAAGACUGGGAAAUCUUGAGAUGAAAUUAUUUGCACUACGGGACAGGAGUUAGUUUUCUGCCUCUUGUCUUUUGCGAAAAACAAACUUAGACUUUUGAAAAUCGAAGCUCCCCUCUCGAGGUACAUUUUGGGCCUUAACCACUCCUGUAGGGAUGUCACGAUUACGAAUUUUUGUUUUAGUUAAUUAUCACUGUUAGAAUCAUUAUUAAACAGAAAUAUUUUGAUUUUAUUACUCUCACUAUAUACUAUAAACUUUAAAUUAUGCUGUUUAAUAGAUCAGGGGUUUCCAUAAUAUAUACAUAAAGAUGAUUACAAGAUAUCAUAUAAAAAACUAACAAACGUUAAACCAGAUUUUUUUUGUUUUUAUUUUUGAUUAUUACAAGCGCUAAAAACAUUUAAAACUUACUGAAAUUGAGUAGUAUUUCUUUUUGAACCCUUGUAUUAAUAGCUCUUCAUACUCUACCUAUUCAUGGAUUUCAAGUUAUGGAAAAUGUUCACUGUUGCCAUAGCAAUUAACAAUUCAAAAGAAAAUGUUAAUAUCUGUUCUUGAAAAGUCAAAAGUCCUCAAAAUGGCGAUGUAAUGUAACUGAAACACUUGAAUUAAUGUAACCAACCUAACUCAAACUUUUUAUUUUAGUUGGA
This is a messenger RNA of Boleophthalmus pectinirostris (great blue-spotted mudskipper), 5869 nucleotides long. RefSeq names its product gephyrin a (gene gphna). Gene Ontology annotation, molecular function: molybdopterin molybdotransferase activity. Gene Ontology annotation, cellular component: postsynaptic membrane; cytosol; postsynaptic specialization. The transcript is spliced from 24 exons. The coding region runs from base 130 to 2550 and encodes 806 amino acids. Gene Ontology annotation, biological process: postsynaptic neurotransmitter receptor diffusion trapping; molybdenum incorporation into molybdenum-molybdopterin complex; gamma-aminobutyric acid receptor clustering. The record is from RefSeq and is a predicted model, not a curated record. NCBI's taxonomy places the organism in Eukaryota, Metazoa, Chordata, Actinopteri, Gobiiformes, Gobiidae.